Messenger RNA from Sphenostylis stenocarpa, 477 nucleotides. The record is from the annotation of a GenBank genome assembly. Lineage: Eukaryota; Viridiplantae; Streptophyta; Magnoliopsida; Fabales; Fabaceae.
AUGGAUGGUGCAGUUUAUGAAAGCGAUGCGCGACGAGAAGGGCGAAAUGGUUCGGAACGCCCAUUUGCUGGGCUUCUUCCGUUGCAUUUGCAAGCUUAUGUUCCUCCGCACCAAGCCGGUCUUUGUCUUCGACGGUGGAACCCCUGCCCUCAAGCGUCGCCCCGCACCGCCAGCGCGAAAACGCCUAAGCUAAACUGUGGAAAUCAGAUACAUGCUUUAGGCACAGGAAAUAUGAAUGGUUGCAAUUAUGAUUUUGAUGGAAAUGGUCUUUCCAUGGAAGUUUCAGCCAUAUAUCUUGCCAUGAAAAACUCAAAGCUGGAAUGUGUUGAUGAGCACGUGGUUCCAACUUUUAGACGAUUGUUGUUACCUAAGCAGACGCGUAGUUGCCCUUCAAUUACUCUUGUUCUGGACUUGGAUGCUGUUCUAGCCUCAUUGCCUCCAUCAAUGCAGCUGGACCUUCUUGUUCAGGUAGUUUAG